CUGGCACUCAGUAAUCGAAGCGCUCGUCUAUCGACUGCCUUGCUCAUUGACGGGCCCCAUCGUGUGGCAGACCAAACUAAUCGAUCCCCGCUUGACUUGUUCGCUCUCGGAUUUCCUGGUCAGAUGAGAGCACGGAAAACACGCCAACAAAACGCCACUUUCACGUUCUAUCACACCAGAAGACUGCUGUUAAUAUAACUUAAUCGGCCAGUGAUCGCACCGAGUAAAGGACUACAUUUCAGGUUAUCUGUGUGUUCUUCUUGUAUCCGUGUUGAAGAUGUCUGCAUCCGCUGGCGGUGUUGUAUCCCCGGGCUCGGCCCUCUCUCCCGGUCCCGGCUCCGGUAUGUCCAUGUUCCGAUGGCUGGAGGUGCUGGAGAAGGAGUUUGACAAGGCGUUUGUGGAUGUGGAUCUGUUGCUGGGAGAGAUCGACCCGGACCAGGCUGAUAUCACAUAUGAGGGCCGUCAGAAGAUGACCAGCCUCAGCUCAUGCUUUGCUCAGCUGUGUCAUAAAUCCCAAACCAUCUUUCAGCUCAACCACAAACUAGAGGCUCAGCUGGUGGACCUGCGGUCGGAGCUGACAGAUGUCCAGGCAGAGAAGGCUGUGGUGGAGAAGGAGGUUCAUGAACAACUUCUUCAACUCCAUGCCAUGCAGCUCAAACUCCAAGCCAAAGGCGGACAGUCGGUCGACUCUGACUCCAUCAAGGACAGGAUGGAGAAGGAACUGGAGGCCAGUAAGAAAGAAAAAGUGAAGGAGGCCAAGUUGGAGGCAGAGGUGAAGAUGUUGAAGAAAGAGAACGAGGCCCUCCGCAGGCACAUUGCGGUACUACAGGCUGAGGUGUACGGAGCCAGACUGGCAGCCAAGUAUCUGGAUAAAGAGCUGGCUGGGAGGGUGCAGCAGAUCCAGUUGCUCGGGCGAGACAUGAAAGGACCAGCUCAUGACAAGCUGUGGAACCAACUUGAAGCUGAGAUUCACCUGCACCGCCACAAAACAGUGAUCCGAGCCUGCAGGGGGCGCAAUGAUCAUAAAAAACCCUUGCUAUCACCUGUGGGGCAUGACACAGAUUCUCUGAAAAAGACUCAGGGAGUCGGCCCUAUACGCAAAGUGGUUUUGGCCAAAGAAGAUCAUGAAGGACUUGGCAUCUCCAUUACUGGCGGGAAAGAGCACGGCGUUCCCAUCCUCAUCUCCGAAAUCCACCCCACCCAGCCUGCAGAGCGCUGCGGAGGACUGCAUGUGGGAGAUGCCAUCUUAGCCGUCAACAACAUCAACCUGAGAGAUGCAAAGCACAAAGAGGCCGUCACCAUCCUCUCACAGCAGAGGGGAGAAAUUGAGUUUGAGGUGGUUUACGUGGCUCCAGAGGUGGACUCUGACGAUGAGAACGUGGAGUAUGAAGAUGACAGCGGACACCGCUACCGUCUGUACCUGGACGAGCUGGAGGAGGGAUCAGAAGCCAGUCACAAUAAUGGCACUGCCGACCCCGCUUCCCUACAAGGCAAGGGAGAAAUUGAGUUUGAGGUGGUUUACGUGGCUCCAGAGGUGGACUCUGACGAUGAGAACAGACACCUCAUGUGUGACAUCCUGCCGGUUUUGUGCUCCACGGUCACAUUUGUGGAAGUCGGUCGGGCCAGAGAUUGA
Messenger RNA from Sinocyclocheilus grahami, 1633 nucleotides. Its product is annotated as Golgi-associated PDZ and coiled-coil motif-containing protein-like. The transcript is spliced from 9 exons. The record is from RefSeq and is a predicted model, not a curated record. Gene Ontology annotation, cellular component: Golgi apparatus; trans-Golgi network transport vesicle; membrane. NCBI's taxonomy places the organism in Eukaryota, Metazoa, Chordata, Actinopteri, Cypriniformes, Cyprinidae. Gene Ontology annotation, biological process: negative regulation of protein localization to cell surface. The coding region runs from base 278 to 1633 and encodes 451 amino acids. Gene Ontology annotation, molecular function: transmembrane transporter binding.